Molecule: messenger RNA, 1367 nt
Organism: Cotesia glomerata
Lineage: Eukaryota; Metazoa; Arthropoda; Insecta; Hymenoptera; Braconidae
Gene: spict
Product: magnesium transporter NIPA2
Biological process (GO): magnesium ion transport
Cellular component (GO): membrane
Molecular function (GO): magnesium ion transmembrane transporter activity
Source: RefSeq, a predicted model, not a curated record
ACCUGCGCUCAGCUGUUGCUAGUUUAUUUUGUAGUGUUUAUUCAUUAACAAUGGUGACAACAAAUACUCAGAUAUGACAUUAAUAAAAUGGAGUAUCAUUAUUCAAAUUGGAAUUUUAAUAUUGGAAUUAUACUAGCAAUUAGUUCUAAUAUUUUUAUAGGUGCAAGUUUUAUAAUUAAAAAAAAAGCAUUGAUUCAAUUACAAAGAUAUGGGAUUCGUGCUGGUGAAGGAGGUCAUGGUUACUUGAGACAAUUCACCUGGUGGUCCGGCCUUCUGACAAUGGGUAUUGGCGAAGCUGCUAAUUUUGUAGCUUAUGCAUUUGCACCGGCUUCUGUAGUAACGCCAUUAGGAGCACUUAGCAUAGUUAUUACCUCUAUUUUAUCAUCAAAAUAUUUGAAUGAAAAAAUCAACUUGCUUGGAAAGGUAGGAUGCCUCCUCUGCAUUUUAGGUACAACCAUAAUAAUAUUUAAUGCACCAAAGGACGAACAAUAUGAAACAUUCCAAGAGUUAAUUGAUAAAUUGCGAAAUCAUAAUUUUAUCAUUUACGUUACUGUUAUGAUAUCAAUAAAUUUGUAUAUAAUAUUUUAUUGCAUAACACCCACAAAGCUCAAUCACAAUAAUAUUAUUAAUAAUAAUAACAACAUUAGGAAUACUAAUUAUAAUAUUAUUAUAUAUAUUUUUAUUUGCUCGUUUUUUGGUUCGCUGACAGUGGUAAGUUGCAAAGGAUUAGGACGCGCAAUACUUGACUCUAUUUAUUACGAUGUUAAUGAAAUGGAGAAUUACUUAACUUGGUUUUUUUUACUCUCAAUAAUUAUUUGUAUUAUGAUACAAAUGAAUUAUCUCAAUAAGGCACUUGAUUUAUUUAAUACAGCAAUUGUUACUCCAAUUUAUUACGUUGGUUUUACUAGUUUUGUAUUAAUAACUACUAGUAUUCUAUUUGAUGAAUGGAAACACAUGAAUAUACAAAAUUUUAUUUGUAAUUUAUGCGGAUUAUUCGUUAUUAUCACAGCAAUAUUCUUAUUAAAUGCAUUUAAAGAUUUAAAUAUCACUUAUAAUAACAUUAAGCAAUUGUCAAUAAAUAAUUCAAAUUUUCAGCGUGAUUGUAACUCAUCUGUUGAUUUUAAUAACUUUUACAAUGAUAAUAAUGUGCUGGAAUUGUUAUUAAAUACCUGUAAUUACGCUAAUUCGUGUACCUGUUGUAUUAAUUGUACGAAGAAAAAAGAAAAUAUCAUUUAGUUCAUGAAUUUUAUAUUUUACGAUAAAAAUAAAAAAAUAAACAGAAAUCUAAUUAUGUAUCAUCAUUCAUCGCCACAUGUACAUUAUCAUGAAUAUUGAUGUUAAAAUAAAUAAUUAAUUAUGACGAAUAA